Messenger RNA from Thalassophryne amazonica, 1334 nucleotides. RefSeq names its product blood vessel epicardial substance-like. The record is from RefSeq and is a predicted model, not a curated record. Gene Ontology annotation, cellular component: sarcolemma. The coding region runs from base 149 to 1213 and encodes 354 amino acids. The transcript has 8 exons. Gene Ontology annotation, molecular function: cAMP binding. Lineage: Eukaryota; Metazoa; Chordata; Actinopteri; Batrachoidiformes; Batrachoididae.
ACAGUGGAAUGUGACACGCACGCUGCACAUGUGCUGCCUGAACACACCAGUUUGUGUCUUUGUUGAAAUCCUUCAAACGGUUUCUCCGUCUGUUCAGAGCCUCAGAAACCAGCACGGAUUCAGAAGGAGUUAAGUGUGCUGCCCGGAGAUGUCCGCCCUCUUCUUCACCACAGCAGUCCCCUUCCCCUCAGCUUCUCCAGGAGCUGAAGCCACCAAUGGCACCUCCUGCCAGGACUGGGAGCAGGCCCACCACCUCCUCUUCCACAUGGGGAACCUGUCCCUUCUCCUGGGACUGGUCAUACCUACCACCCUGGCCCUGCACAUGAUACUGCUGCGCUUACUGCUGCUGACAGGAUGCAGCCUCUUCAUCGUGUGGGCGACGCUGUACAGAUGCAAUCUGGACGUGAUGGUUUGGAAUGUUGUCUUCUUGGUCGUCAACUUCAUGCAUUUGUUCUUCCUGCUGUAUAAGCGUAGACCGAUUAAGAUUGACAGAGAGCUGAGGUCAGUCUACAAGCGGAUGUUUGAGCCCCUACAUGUACGAGAGGCGAUGUUUCAGAGGUUGACAGGGCAGUUCUGCACCAUUCAGACUCUGAAGAAAGGACAAGUCUAUGCAGCUGAAGACAAAACUUCUGUGGACGAGCGCCUGAGCAUUCUGCUCAAAGGAAAGAUGAAGGUAUCAUACCGAGGACAUUUUCUUCACAACAUCUACACCAACUCAUUCAUUGAUUCUCCGGAGUUCCGGUCCACAGAGAUGCACAGAGGAGAGAAGUUCCAGGUGACUAUCAUGGCAGAAGAGAACUGUAAGUUCCUGUGCUGGUCCAGAGAGAGGCUCACCUAUUUCCUGGAAUCAGACACUUUCCUCAAUGAGGUGUUACGAUACCUCAUUGGCAAAGACAUUACCAACAAACUGUACUCUCUCAAUGACCCCACACUCAGUGACAAGGCCGCAAAGAAGCUGGACCGCCAGCCCAGUCUGUGCUCACAGCUCUCCAUGAUGCAGAUGAGGAAAAGCAUGGCGAGCACGAGUGACACUGAUGAUGUGCUGAACCAAAUCCUACGUGGAGGAUCUGCUGGCUCCUCACUCCAGAAAUCACCUGAUACAAAGACUUCCUCGAAGAUGAAACCAAUAGAAGAAGUUAUGGAGGAUGAUGUUUUUGAAAAGUCCUCCAAUCCUCAACACCUUUCUACCACAUCCAUUGAGGAUGUGCAGUGAAGAAGGAAGAACACACUGGGCCCUAUCUUGAUUAUCUUUGGCACACAGGCUUAAGUGCAUGGCAGAAGUGUAUUUGGGGCAUGUCCAACUCCAAUGUAUGAUUUACAGGGUGCACAAUUUU